AUGGCUAACAACAACAGCUCUUCCUUGAAUACCAACAACAACUUGAACAACUUGAACACCACCACCACCACCACCACCACUCUGACCAAUCCAUGUAAACAUUGGUUACCUUCACAUGCUUGGGAAGCCAUUUCCAAUCUUGACAAAUUAGUUCCAUUCUUCCAUGGCAUUGCAAGAUCCUUUGAAGAAGAAAGUGAAGAAUGGAGAGUGUGGUAUCUCUCUGAUCAUCCAGAGAAUGAACAUUUACCAUCGGAAUGGCAAACCAAAAUUGAUGAUUGGACCAAAAUGCUCAUUGUUCGAUGUGUGAGACCUGAUCGUCUCAUUCACAUGAUCAAAUCCUUUAUUGUAUUGAGAAUGGGUUCAGACAAGUACAUCAAACCACCUUCUCUCGAUAUUUCAUCCAUCUAUGAACAUGAUUCAGAUCCUUACACUCCUAUUAUUUUCAUCCUUGCAUCGAAUGUGAAUCCUCAAGAACAAAUUACAAAAUUAGCUCAUGAAAAAUCCAUCAAAUUGAAUGUCUUUUCAUUGGGAAGAGGUCAAGAACAUUGUGUCGAAGAUGCCAUUUCAAAAGCAGUGAGGAAUGGAGAAUGGGUCUUUUUGGCAAAUGGUCAUUUGAUUGUGAAUUGGCUUUCAAAACUUGAUGAACGUUUAGAGAGUCUUCUCAAGAGAGAUGUUCAACAACAAGAAACUAAUGAUAAUAAUGGUACUAUUAUGACAACAAGUCAUAGUAGUAGUAGUGCUGGUGGUAGUGGUACUGCUGGUAGUAGUAGUUCUAAUAAUAAUAAUAAUAAUAGAAUUCAUGUACAUUCCAACUUUAGACUUUGGUUAUCAAGUAAGCCACAUCCUCAAUUCCCAAUUAGUCUUCUCCAUCGAUCUACCAAAGUGGUGAGUGAAUCUCCAAGUGGAAUUAUUGGCAAUAUGACACGAUUAUUUAAAUUAAUUUCACCUCAACAAUUUGCACAAGAUGCAUUCAUGUUGAGUCCAGAGUAUCGAAGAGUAUUCUUUGCACUCACUUAUUUCCAUAGCAUUCUAGUCGAGAGAGAAAAGUUUGGAAAUUUGGGUUGGACUCGAUCCUAUGAUUUUAAUGAUUCUGAUUUUGAAUCUGCUGUCAAGGUAUUGAAGAAUAUGUUAAGUCAUUCCAUCAUGAGUGGUGGUCAACAAGGUGGUGGUGGUCAACAAGGUGGUGGUUCAGCUGUGAAUAUUGCCACUACUACGACUACCAAUAUUGCCACUACCACUACAACACUCAACAAAUCCAACUUUUCUUUUGAAGCAUUCCGUUACAUGAUUGUGAAUGUUUGUUAUGGUGGACAUGUCACCGAUGAAGUGGAUCGAAAAUUGUUAGAUGUCUACACACGACAAUGUUUCAAUGAAUUACUGAUGGAUAUGAAUGAUUAUCCAUUAUCCAUCACUGAUGAUCGAUAUCUAGUCCCUGGAAAGAGUAUUCUCUCAAAAUAUUCCAUCAUGAUGAAUUCAGGAGGUCAAUCUGCUGUUGGUAGUGCUCUCUCAAAUUCUAUUACAUUUUCAGGAAAUACAAAGAACAAGAACAAUAUUGGUAACAACAACAACAUGAAUAAUACUCUAGAUCCAACUCUUGAUCAUUCUGCCUAUGUGAAAUACAUUCGUGAAGGUUUACCACAAAAUGAUUCUCCUGGAGCAUUUGGACAGAAUUCCAAUGCAAUCAUUACCAGUCAAAUUGAAAGAGCAAAAUCUCUACUCGAUGGACUAUUGAUCAUGUCAACAACAACAACAACAAGUCAUCUUUCAAGUAGUGGUGGUGGUGGUGGUGGUGUUGGUAGUAGUGUUGGAGGUGGUAUUGGUGGUGGUGGUACGUCUUCUUUGAAUAUUAUCCAUGUUAAUCAUAAGAUGAAUACUAUUACAACAACAUCACUCUCUUCACAACCAGAGAAGGAACAACAAGUGAUUCAAGGAAUUCAUGAUCUUUUAUGUCAAAUUCCUGAAAAUAUUGAUACUUCAAAGGUGAUUCAUACAGAUCAACCAUUAGUAAUUGUUCUGUUACAAGAAUGUGAAAGAUACAAUUCAUUACUUUACCGUGUGAAAAGUCAUUUAUCACGUUUAUGGAUUGCACUCAAAGGAAGUUCAAUCAUGGAUCAAGAAUUAGAAGAUUUAUUCUCAUGGAUCAAGAAAGGAAAGGUUCCAAUUCAAUGGCUCUCAGUGUAUCCAUCCACUAAACCUCUCUCCUCAUGGAUUUAUGAUUUAUGCAAGAGAGUCGAGUUCUUUACUAAUUGGGCAAUCUCCAAUCAAGAACCAAAUAUCUUUUGGCUCUCUGCAUUCACUCAUCCAGUUGGUUUCUUGACAGCUGUGAAACAAAUUGCUGCUCGACGAUACAAUGACGUGGACAAAUCAAUUGACAAACUGGACUUUGAAUAUCAAUUUAUUUCUAAAGAUGUUGUGGUUCAUAACGAGAGUGCAAAGGAAGGUGUUUAUGUGUAUGGACUUUGGUUAGAAGGUGCGGGAUGGGAAUUCACAUCGAACAGUCUGGUCGAACAAAAACCUCAUCAACUACGUUGUGAACUACCAGUGUUGCAAUUAAGGGCUGUCCCUCAGGAUGAACUUAAAAAGUAUUCGAAUCCUAAUGCCUAUUAUAAGGCUCCACUCUACUAUUGUCCAGUGAGAGGUGGUGGUGGUGGUCCAAUUACCUAUAUUGAUUUAAAGAUCAAACAGCAAUGUGUACCACUCACUUCUCCAGUAUUUAUUAAUGCUCAACUGGCAGAUGAAAAGCAGUACGACAAGUCUAAUCCAUUGGGCAAUUUGUUGACUUUGUCAGAUCAUUUCACCAAGAGAGGAACUGCCCUUAUUCUACAAGAUUAA
This is a messenger RNA of Naegleria fowleri, 2832 nucleotides long. RefSeq lists its product as uncharacterized. Gene Ontology annotation, molecular function: dynein light intermediate chain binding; dynein intermediate chain binding; minus-end-directed microtubule motor activity. Gene Ontology annotation, cellular component: dynein complex. The transcript has a single exon. Gene Ontology annotation, biological process: microtubule-based movement. The record is from RefSeq and is a predicted model, not a curated record. Bases 1 to 2832 code for a protein of 943 amino acids. Lineage: Eukaryota; Heterolobosea; Eutetramitea; Acrasida; Naegleriidae.